Pseudo-nitzschia multistriata is the source of this 2827-nucleotide messenger RNA. The record is from the annotation of a GenBank genome assembly. Lineage: Eukaryota; Bacillariophyta; Bacillariophyceae; Bacillariales; Bacillariaceae.
CUAUCAAAAUGCUCCAUUACUUUUUGCAAAAAGAGACUACCUGGUACUGUGGAAAUCAGGUGAAGAAAGAAGCAUUUAAGGUACGGUACUCGUACCCGUACCUCCUCCAUGGCAGGGGUCUAAAUUUAUGACCCCUGCUCCAUGGAGGGUAUUAUGCUCUCAAAAUCACUUCAUUGAUAUUACCGUACGGUACGUACGUACAUACAUAGGCACCAGAUGAGAAUAUCUGCUAUUCUUCAAUGUAAUAGUGCGAGUCUACGGAUAGCUACGUAAUAGUACGUACGAACUUCUGACAUUCGCAAACUACUUGUACGGGUAGCAUACCGGUACCACGGAACCAGACGAGUCCCUACGUUACGUACGGUACGACACCAUGUUGGAGUAGUCCUUGCGAGGUAACGGUACCGGUAAUGAACGGAGUUUUGAAUUUUUCAGCCACAAUUUGGCGAUUUCAGUCGUUCCAAGAAUCAUCGCCGUGCGUCGCGUGUUUCGAGAAGUUGCAUCGUCUGUCGUCGCCAGAUAAUAUGCGGCUCUGCGCUCACCACAUGGGUGCACAAAUGAAACCUGGAGUACGACGUGCAAUACGACACGUUGCUGAUGGUUGCCUCGCGAAAGCGCAUGGAAGAAAACAAAGCUGAGAGAAAGAAACCGGGGAAGAUUUUUCGACUAGAUUUUCUGUAAUUUCCCUUCUUCUGUUUCCGGCUUCCACGAAAACGUACUGUAACUACCUUUCGACGACGGAGGGCCACACAACAAUCGCAAUUUCCCCGCCAGCAAGAAACGAUUUUUUUGGGUUCUUUUGUGAUUCACCUGUCACUUCCAUUCUUUUAAGCUAAAGUAAUCGAAAAUGAAAUUCACUGUCGCUGCCACCGCCCUUUUCUUGGCUUCUGCCUCUGCCUUUGCCCCUCGCACUGGUGUCGUGAACAAGGUUGCGGCUCCUUCGUCGUCGGCCAUCAAUGGGUAAGUUUCGACGAAGAUGCUACAGACUGUCAAUGUGGUGCAGUACAACGAAGCACAAAACGAAGUUGAACACAAGUCCCAGAUGAAAACUACGAAUAACCAAAUCUAUGCAAAACGAUGAGGAUAGAACAGCUCCCUCUACUGACUUUCUUUGAGGAAUAGCCCGCGAUCCGGAAUCUUAUAUUGCACUUCUGAGUUAUGCAAAAAAUACAAUUUGUCGUUUGAAGAUUCUUCAUCUGAGAUCUCCGACGCCUGGUCGAAAAUUGCCUGGUGCUGAAAAGUUCUUGCUCACUCUAUUGAUUUUUCCUCUAUCUUUCUUGUACAGAUUCACUUCCGAUAUCUUCGAAGUCACUGAGGUUGACUUCGCUGAUACCAAGGAGACUAUUGUGAAGGGAGGACGUGAUCUCUUCCCCCUCCUUCCUAAGGCGUUCGAGGGAAUCAAGCAGGUUGGUGUCAUUGGCUGGGGAUCCCAAGCACCUGCCCAGGCACAGAACAUGAUGGAUUCUUUGAAAGAAGCCGGAGCCGAUACCAAGGUUGUCAUCGGUCUUCGUGAGGGAUCCUCUUCUUUCCAAGAAGCCAAGGAUGUUGGUUUCAGUGAGGAAGAAGGCACCCUCGGGGAAAUGUACGAUGUCAUCAAGAACUCCGACUUGGUUAUGUUGUUGAUUUCUGAUGCCGCCCAAGCCAAAUUGUACAAGGAAAUCUUCGCCGCCAUGAAGCCUGGUGCUACUUUGGGACUCAGUCACGGAUUCCUUUUGGGAUACCUCGACUCUAUUGGAGAGAAAUUCCCCGAGGAUAUGGAUGUCAUCGCUGUAUGCCCCAAGGGAAUGGGACCUUCUGUCCGUCGUCUUUACGAACAGGGUAAGGAAGUCAACGGAGCCGGAAUCAACUCCUCUUUCGCUGUCCACCAAAAUGUCAGCGGAAAGGCCACCGAAUUGGCUCUUGGAUGGGGUGUUGCCGUUGGUUCCCCUUUCAUGUUCGAAACUUCUCUUCGAUCCGAAUACUGCUCCGAUAUCUACGGAGAGCGUGGAAUUCUCCUCGGAGCUGUUCACGGAAUUGUCGAAUCUCUUUACCGACGAUACCAACGACAGGGUAUGACCGCUGAAGAUGCCUUCUUGAACUCCUCUGAAUCCAUCACCGGAAACAUCACGAAGAUUAUCUCCACCCAGGGAAUCAAGGCCGUAUACGACGGACUCAGCGAUGAAGACAAGAAAAUCUUCCAGACCGCCUACUCCGCCUCGUACAAGCCUGCGAAGGAAAUCCUCCAAGAAAUUUACGACGAGGUCAGCUCCGGAAACGAAAUCCGAACCGUUAUCAUGCACGGAGACCGUCUCGACAGAUACCCUGUCGGAAAGAUCGAUGGAACCAACACCUGGACUGUUGGUGAAAAGGUCCGUGCCGACCGUGACGAUGAAAACAUCCCUCUCAACCCCUUCACCGCUGGUGUCUACGUCGCCACCAUGAUGGCCCAGAUCGAUGUUCUCCUUGAAGAAGGCCACCCUUACUCCGAGGUUGUCAACGAGUCCGUCAUCGAAGCCGUCGACUCUUUGUGCCCUUACAUGCACUACAGAGGAGUUGCCUUCAUGGUCGAUAACUGCUCCUUCACUGCUAAGACCGGAUCCCGUAAGUGGGCUCCUCGAUUCGACUACAUCUUGGAUCAGCUUGCAUACACUGCCGUCGACAAUGGUGUCGCCGUCAACGAAGAGCUUAUCAGUGACUUCGAAAACCACAGAGUUCACCAAGCUGUUGAAGAAUGCUGUAAACUCCGACCACCUGUUGACAUCAGUCUUUUUGCCGAGACAUCCACCAAGGAGAUUGUCAUCCAAUAGGCAGAAUGAAAUUUUUCAGAAAAUAUAUAGUAUACCAUUAU